UAGACGAGAGCUUGCAGCAGACCACUCAGGAAGAGGACAGGAAGACGCAGCUCUUGGUAUACAAGUGGUUCAUAGCUGGUUUUCUGGAAGUCGCUGAGCAAGAUGUUGUGGGGCAACGUUGGCGGUCUCAUUAGCUCCAGUCUGAGCUUCAUUCUGGGGCUCACAGGAAUCCUUAGCGACUAUUGGCUGGUGAAUUUUGGCUCAGGCCUCUACCAUGAAGGCAUCUGGCAACGAUGUACCAAUAACGUCUGCACGAAAAUCACCGGGAGAGGGUAUAUUAACGCCACCAGCAGCCUGCUCAUAUUGUCCACCGCUCUGCUCCUGUUUGGGAUGGUGUUUUCCUGCCUUACAUUCUUCAAUUAUCAUGUAGGAAGGUUCACAGCUUCCCUUGCAGCUGGUACUCUGGAAGUCUUAUCAGCCAUGUUCCUUAUUAUCGGAAUGGUCGUGUACACAUCGGAAACGGCUCAUGACGUCCUGAACAGCUCCUUCAACUUCGAGUGGUCCUUCUUCCUCUGCUGGACCGCGGGCUUGCUAACCAUUGUUGCAGCAACGUCUCACAUCCUGGCGCACCAAGCAACACCACGAGCCGAAUAUGAAUCCAUGUGAGCAGGAGACGUCGUC
Nanorana parkeri is the source of this 621-nucleotide messenger RNA. RefSeq names its product claudin domain containing 2 (gene CLDND2). The record is from RefSeq and is a predicted model, not a curated record. Gene Ontology annotation, cellular component: plasma membrane. The transcript is spliced from 5 exons. Bases 103 to 606 code for a protein of 167 amino acids. Lineage: Eukaryota; Metazoa; Chordata; Amphibia; Anura; Dicroglossidae.